GUCUCAGGAAGAGGCGGAGUCUCACAGUGCCGGAAGAGAAGUGCGCAAUUGUUUUUCGAGCUCAUCUCUCAUAGAUUAUUAUAUCUCUCAUUUAAUAAACACGCUCUCUCUCUCUCUCACACACAAAGACACAGAGACAAACACACCAGACAACACUCGACAUGGCGCUGAACAGCAAUCACCAUCCGAACGGAGGAGUUCUGAUCAACACUGGAGAAAGCAUCUUACGAGACUGUAAGAACGUCGAGCUCUCCUUCAGUGAUGUCACACCCAAGAACGAUGUCUUCAGAGCAACCAAGAAGGGCUCCGUCUACCUCACCCAAUACAGAGUGGUGUUUGUGAGCAGUCACAUGAAAGAGAAGUUCUGCUCCUUCAUGUUUCCUUAUUACCUGAUGAAGAACUGCAGUAUUGAACAGCCCGUGUUUGCGGCAAACUACAUCCAGGGCUUGAUCAAAGCUGAGGCCGGAGGUGGCUGGGAAGGUCAGGCAAACUUCAAGAUGUGUUUCCCGAGUGGAGGCGCCAUCGAGCUGGGACAACAUCUCUUUAAACUGGCCAGUAACGCAUCUCGGCCCCCUGUGAGUUACAACAGUAACGGAGCGUUCGGAUUGGCCGGAGGGAUGAAUGGAUAUGCGAGUCCCGUCAUGCCGCAGCCGUACCCGUAUCCCAGCAUGCCACAGGCCGGCUUCACCCACCCCACAGGUGUGUAUCCCAGCGCUCCCGUGUACAUGCCCCCGCCCCCCCCAUACCCCGGACCCCCUCAGGACUGGUGUGUCCCUCCAGUCGCUCCGGGUAACGCCAAGGCAGCAGAGGCGGCCAGCAGUGCCUUUUACAAUCCCAGCAACCCUCACGGCGUCUACAUGCCCACGGAUCAACCUCCUCCAUAUUAUCCACCCGAAUACCCACACAAGAAGAACAACUGAAGCACCUCUUCAUGAUGUCAUCUGAAUGUGUGUUGAAUACACACACGCUUUUAUUUCCCAUAGACAUGUAGACACAGAUAUCACUCUUAAUUUCAGUACUUAACAAUUAACCCUUUCUAUGAUUUCUGUUUCUGCUAACCGUGCAUUUCUUUCAUGUUGUAAUAAUAAUAAGAAUAACAACAAUGUAUGAUGUAAUCCAGAUAUAAUGCUUAGAGAUUUUGUACACUCAAGAUAAGAAUGAAUGAUGUUCUCUCUCUUUGAUUCAGAGUGCGUGUAAACAAUGUGCAUUCUUAUUUCUGAACUUGCUCGGCUGUUUAAUAAAUCUACUUUCAUAUGA
Messenger RNA from Triplophysa rosa, 1257 nucleotides. RefSeq names its product WBP2 N-terminal like (gene wbp2nl). Gene Ontology annotation, molecular function: chromatin DNA binding; transcription coactivator activity. Gene Ontology annotation, biological process: positive regulation of DNA-templated transcription. The record is from RefSeq and is a predicted model, not a curated record. Gene Ontology annotation, cellular component: nucleus. The coding region runs from base 162 to 920 and encodes 252 amino acids. Lineage: Eukaryota; Metazoa; Chordata; Actinopteri; Cypriniformes; Nemacheilidae. The transcript is spliced from 8 exons.